CCACUUUCAAAUACGCAAAAAAAAAAACAGCUAUUCUUCAUACUUUCAGUCAAUUCUCUGUUCAUCUAACAACACUUACACUCACACAUUUCCGCCAUUGAAGCAAACAAGCCGCCUCCAUGUCUUCCAAUCACAGUGCACCCGCGAGAAACUUGAGAAAAACCGAUCUUGGUGCUGUUAUUUUCGGAGCUACACACCACACAAUCAAUGAAUGUCUUUCUCGUCAUUUGUUCGGCUUGCCAGAGGGUCACUAUUCAUACAUAAAGAACAUCAAACAAGGGCUUGUCCUAUUUCUUUUCAAUUACAGUGAUCGCAAACUUCAUGGGAUAUUUGAGGCUGCAGGUCCCGGUCAACUAAACAUUGACCAGUAUGCAUGGGUCACUAAUGAAGAAAACACCGGAUACACUAGGUAUCCUGCACAGGUCAAGAUCUGUAUCAGAAAGUUAUGUCAUCCGUUGUGUGAAGAACAAUUUCAACACAUUAUUGCGCAUAACUACUAUGAGAGUAAACACUUCCAUUUUGAGUUGGAUCGUGAUCAAACCGGCAAGCUAGUGUCAUUAUUUACAUCGUCGCCAAUGAAUUCUAGUUUUUCAACAAAGUGGAACAAUCUUUACUCCUGUUUGCCCGCAACUCCCAAACGACAAGAAUACAACGCUCAUGUAUCACUAGAAGUGACCAAUCUAAGGCAGCCUGAGAACCCGAACCAGACCUCGAAAGUUUCAUAUGCUUCGGUUCUUAGCAGAACUAAUACUACUAUUGCGCAUCCGUCUAAAAAAUGUGAAGUUGAACAUGGUCAAACCUCGUACUUGAGUGGUCAACAGACUCAGAUUGAGGAAAAUCAUGAGAAAGACGAUUCUUUAGAGACUUCCACUAAUCUACAACCAUUGGUGGCUAAGUUAAUACAAGAAUUUGAAGUGAUGAAAGGAUAUGAAAUGAAGCAGAAUGUGAAAAUCAGUAGGCUAGAGCAAGAAUUGGAUACAUCAAAACAGGAAAUUCAGCAGCUUAGAAGCCGAGUUGGUUUUUUGGAAUCGGUAUCAAGCUCGAUUGCAGACCUUGUCAAACUUGUCGAUAGCUAGGAUACAUCAAGAUCUAAUGAGGUUGAAUGCUAUAGAAGGGAAGUUGGAGGGAUGUGGUUGUUAAUAUGAAAGCAAUUGGAAAAAAAGGGUCAUUGAUUGAGUUUUUGUUAGUACAUUACUCAAUUGAAAAAAUAUUGCCUUAGUUCUGUUAUUUCUAUUUUUUAAGUCUUGAUCUGGUUAUCUUGUAACUGGAAUAUAUCUUUUUGGAACUACCUUGCUGUAUAAAUCUAAUCCAAAACGAAAACUUUGAUACGA
Messenger RNA from Helianthus annuus (common sunflower), 1331 nucleotides. RefSeq lists its product as uncharacterized. The coding region runs from base 120 to 1076 and encodes 318 amino acids. NCBI's taxonomy places the organism in Eukaryota, Viridiplantae, Streptophyta, Magnoliopsida, Asterales, Asteraceae. The record is from RefSeq and is a predicted model, not a curated record. Gene Ontology annotation, biological process: response to endoplasmic reticulum stress. The transcript is spliced from 7 exons.